Molecule: messenger RNA, 2469 nt
Organism: Perca flavescens (yellow perch)
Lineage: Eukaryota; Metazoa; Chordata; Actinopteri; Perciformes; Percidae
Gene: rab13
Product: RAB13, member RAS oncogene family
Exons: 8
Coding region: 453-1055 (200 amino acids)
Molecular function (GO): GTPase activity; GTP binding
Source: RefSeq, a predicted model, not a curated record
AUGUCUGAGACGCACUUCGAUGAAGCACUCCCACACUACGUAGUCACUAUCCGGAUCUGGUUUUUUUUUUGGAGGCAGAAAAAACACGUAGCCACCACGAAGGGAUAUUGACUUUUGGAUGAAAGCUAAAUUAAUCUGGAAUAGAUCUGGUGUUGAAGACUGAUCGGCAGUAGGCCUAUACAGUUCAACUUUGGAUGGAGUUGUUUCUUUAUCCAGCGCAGUCCAAACAGAGCACAGAGGCACUGAGGGGGAUCGGAAUUUACCGGUGACAAGUCCGGGAAAAAAAGGAAAAGAGGAUCUACUCGUUACAUGGAGUUUAUAAAAGCCUGCUUCAUUUUAAUCACAAUUACAACAAAGAUUUUGAAGACUUGAGUCGAUGAAAAGAACUUUCGGAAAGGGACAGCCCCAACUUUUCCCCUUGUAUCUUUAACUUUGAAGAAGCAGCUCCAACCAUGGCGAAAAAGUAUGAUUUCCUUUACAAAUUGUUACUCAUCGGGGACAGCGGAGUGGGCAAAACAUGUCUGAUCAUUCGUUUUGCUGAGGACAAUUUUAACUCCACGUACAUUUCCACCAUAGGCAUUGACUUUAAAGUAAAAACCAUUGAAGUGGAAGGAAAGAAAGUGAAACUCCAAGUCUGGGACACAGCAGGGCAGGAGAGGUUCAAGACCAUUACGACAGCCUACUACAGAGGAGCCAUGGGCAUCAUCCUGGUGUAUGACAUCACAGACGAGAAGUCCUACGAGAACAUCCAGAAUUGGAUGAAGAGCAUCAAAGAAAAUGCAUCAGCUGGGGUCUGUCGAAUGUUACUAGGCAAUAAGUGUGACAUUGAAUCAAAGCGGAAAGUUUCCAGGGAGACAGGAGAAAAGCUGGCAAAAGAUCAUGGCAUCAGGUUCUUUGAGACCAGUGCAAAGUCCAGCAUUAACGUGGAUGAGUCCUUUCUGUCUUUGGCACGUGACAUACUACAGAAAUCCAGCAAGAAACCAGGCCCCACAGGCCGAGAGGUGAAAAUCACGAGCAAUACAGAGAAAAAAUCCUCCAAAUGUGUUCUUCUCUAGAUAUGACGCUGGCCAGCACACGUAAGAAAGCGCCAUAAACAUGUAAGAGCACAUCAUUAUUACUGGGGAGAGAAAUACCGUACAGCAGGUUUUCUGUCUCCAUCUGGUGGGCUCACAUAUCAAAUACAUAUAGGUUCUAAAAGUUUUUACACCAAAACUACUUUUUGUUCCCCUAAAGCGUAGUAAGGAUUUCUCCUUUGUCCUGACAUUUUAUUGAGAUGAUUGUGCCUGUAUUUACCAUUGAACAUAUUUUCUGCCACAUUUGCUCUGAUAAUGUUAUUGUCAUGAAAAUGUUGCAAAGUGUAGGUCCUAUGACUCACAAACAAAUACCUGGCACAAUAUUUCACCAAGGAGUUCCCAUCAGGUUUAGUUAAGCUGGACAUUUCUAUUUCCGCCUUGUAUUUUUCUGGCUUAUCGCCACAUUGUCAUCCCUACAACAGCACUGCCUACUGUCUUUAAAUAACUUUAGCUGUGUUUUUUAAACUGGGUAGCUAUGUUAAAAAAAAGGGGGGGGGGGGGGGGCAGUGGCAGAGGAAGAGUUUGAUGGAAAGUGUUUUCUGUCUUCUGGUCAGGCAUCUUAUAUAUUCUGUUUGAUGGUUUAAAUACUGGACAAAAUUGUUUAAUUAAUAAGUCAUAAAACAUCUUUGGUUCUUGCAGUGUCAUUAUGAGAGACAGUGGAAGCAAUUUCUUUCCCCACAUUUUAGUGUAUUAUAAAUAUAUUGCAGAGAUGUCAUAGACUGAACAUGAUUAAAUGUUGGCAAGGUUUGUAGUUACAUUUCAUUAUGUUUAUGUUCUUAUCAUUUGUGAGUUGCUGAAAUAGUCUAAUCAUGUACAAUAUUUUAAAUCCUUAAACAGAAUCUACAGUAACAGAUGCCAUUUAAGUUGAGACAUUUUUUGGAACAUGUUCUUCAGGUUAAUUAAUUAAACAAGUUGAUGGAUGCAUGGAGUUGAAUCUGAAACAAACCGAGGUGGUAAAAAGCUUUAUUUUAACAGAUAAAUGGAUUGAGAAUGUGGAUGGUAGUAACAGAGAUAAGUGCAAUAUGAGAAGAUGAGUGGAGAGAUGAAAGAAUGAUGGAUAAAGGAAGUGAAUGGACAGGAUGUGAGGGAAGCAGCAGUGCUCUCAUGUACCUCACUUUGAAUUGUUGGAUCUUGCCUUUUAUCUGAAGUGCCUGGUUAAUCUCUCACUGAACACUACCACACAUAGCUACAUCUGACAAGACAGGCUCCCUGUUCAGGCAAUUUCAGAUCAUUCAAAAUGACUGUGAUUAAAGGUGCAGAUAUGAUCCGGACCGACAUACUGUAUUUACUGUAUCUGCUUUUUAUGCAUUUCUUUCACAUUCAGUGUCUUUUAGACCUGCCACAAGACUUUGUAUGUAGCUUUCAGACUUGAUGAAUAAAAUUUCUAAACAAUAAA